UAAACGCCCACCAUCAUUGUUUCUUCUCUUCUCAGGUAAGCUUCGAGCUCGUUUUACUAUUUUUAGUCUCCUUUGAAUCCAAACCCAUUUCAAGUAAUACGAUAAAGGCGGCGACUUUUUCUCGAUUAGGUUCAAAACUACACUGCAAAUUGUUAAAUUUCAGUUCUUUAUUGAUUCGAGUUCGUGACCAUGGCGAGAGGCGUAGCUGGAGUUUUGCGUAGAGCAUAUACUUCGAGGGUUAGGGUUAUAUUGUCGACACGAAAGUUACAUUCUUUUAGAGAAACUGAAUCUAGGUUUCUUGGUAAUCCUGUUUCUGAUGUGCCCACGAACCGGUUUUGUUCGGAUAAUCCGGUUCGGAUUCGGCUUCCAUGGAAUGAUUACAGAUUUGGGAGCUAUGUGAUUGGUAAAGUUAGGGGCUUUUCCUCUACUGUGGAUAAUAAUGGCGAAAAUGAUGAUAAGGAAGCUUGUGAAGGUUCUGAGAGUGAUGAUUUUGAUGAGGAAGGUGUGAUUAAUGAACUUGCUGAUGUAGAUGAACGCUUGAUGAAUGAUUCAGCGGUUGCAGAGAUAAGUGAGGCUGCCCGUGCUUUAAACGAUCGGUAUCAGGAUCCUGUGGGUUUGUACAGAGAGCUUAGGGAAAGUGAAGUGCGUUGUAAGCUUCAGCAUACUGAAUUUGAUACUUUACAUGAGAUUUUCGGGUAUUUUGCGCAGUCGGGUUGGGGGGCGAAUCAGGCUCUUGCAAUCUAUAUUGGGAAAUCGUUUUUCCCAACUGCUGUUAGCAAGUUCCGGGACUUCUUCAUUGAAAAAUGUAGAAUUGAGGUUGUUGAGGAUCUAGUUCGUGUUGGGCCAACAGAUGAAGCUAUUAAGUUUUUGUUCCCUAUGUUUGUUGAAUUCUGUAUUGAAGAGUUUCCUGAUGACAUCAAACGUUUUAAGAGUAUUGUUGAUACUGCAGACCUCACGAAACCCGCGGCUUGGUUUCCCUUUGCUCGAGCUAUGAAGCGUAAAAUCGUUUACCAUUGUGGACCGACUAACAGUGGGAAAACGUAUAAUGCUUUGCAACGGUUUAUGGAAGCUAAGAACGGGUUAUAUUGCAGCCCACUUAGGUUAUUAGCCAUGGAAGUUUUUGAUAAAGUAAAUGCUUCAGGAGUAUACUGUAGUCUCUUGACUGGACAAGAGAAGAAACAUGUUCCGUUCGCCAAGCAUGUUUCCUGUACAGUUGAAAUGGUGUCUACAGAUGAGUUAUAUGAAGUGGCUGUGAUCGAUGAAAUACAAAUGAUGGCGGAUUUUAGUAGAGGUCACGCUUGGACAAAAGCUCUGCUUGGAUUAAAAGCUGAUGAGAUUCAUUUGUGUGGAGACCCGAGUGUUUUGGAUAUUGUGCGUAAGAUGUGUGCUGAUACAGGGGAUGAGUUAGUUGAAGAGCAUUACGAGAGGUUCAAACCGUUAGUCGUAGAAGCUAAGACCUUAUUAGGAGAACUGAAAAAUGUUAAGUCAGGGGAUUGUGUUGUUGCGUUCUCUAGAAGAGAGAUAUUUGAAGUUAAGAUGGCUAUUGAAAAACAUACAAAUCAUCGAUGCUGUGUUAUUUACGGUGCAUUGCCUCCUGAAACGAGGAGACAGCAAGCUAAUCUGUUUAACGAUCAAGACAACGAGUAUGAUGUUUUGGUUGCAAGUGAUGCUGUUGGAAUGGGAUUGAAUCUUAACAUAAGGCGGGUUGUGUUUUACAGUUUGAAUAAGUAUAACGGUGAUAAGAUGGUUCCGGUUGGUGCGUCACAGGUAAAACAGAUUGCUGGGAGAGCUGGAAGGAGAGGAAGUAGUUAUCCAGAUGGACUUACAACGACACUACACUUAGAAGAUCUAAGCUAUCUAAUUGAGUGUUUGCAACAACCAUUUGAUGAAGUUAAAAAGGUCGGGCUUUUCCCGUUCUUUGAACAGAUUGAGCUUUUCGCUGCAAAAGUUCCUGAUAUGGCCUUCUCAAAGCUCUUAGAGCAUUUUGGAACUCACUGUAAACUAGACGGUUCUUACUUCCUGUGCCGUCAUGAUCAUGUGAAGAAAGUAGCAAACAUGUUGGAGAAAGUAGAAGGAUUGUCGCUAGAAGACAGGUUUAACUUCUGUUUUGCACCAGUUAAUAUCAGGAAUCCGCAAGCGAUGUACCAUCUACUUCGCUUUGCGUCAACAUAUAGCAACGAUCUGCCGGUUAAUGUUGCUAUGGGGAUGCCAAAGGGUUCUGCUAAGAAUGACACCGAGCUAUUAAAUUUAGAGAGUAAACACCAAAUAUUGUCUACGUAUCUUUGGUUAUCGAAUCAAUUUGAAAAGAAGAACUUCCCAUUUGUGGAGAAGGUUGAAGCAAUGGCCGCAGAUAUCGAACAGUUGUUAGGUGAAUCGUUGUGUAAAGCUUCUUGGAAGAUGGAGUCAAAAGAAGAGAAAGCGAAAGGUAAGAAGAAGGAAGAUAGAGGAUAUGAAAGACCUGCUUCACUAAUCAAGUUAGUCAAUAAGCGUAAAGAAGAGUUUGGUUUGAAGGAAACUCCCAAUAAAGUAGUUUCAUAAGUAAAAGAUCGAUGGAUUCUUUAUUCUUUUGAUUUUGAUUGUUCUGAAGUCGUCUCUGUUUCUUUUUGUGCCUGUUAGAAGAGACAAGGCAUCAUCAAAGAUGUUUUCUUGAUGUUGCUCAUAUGUAAAUUAAUAAGUGUAACAGUUAGGACCAUUUAAAAAGUUGCA
Messenger RNA from Capsella rubella, 2706 nucleotides. RefSeq names its product DExH-box ATP-dependent RNA helicase DExH18, mitochondrial. Gene Ontology annotation, cellular component: mitochondrial degradosome. The transcript is spliced from 2 exons. Gene Ontology annotation, molecular function: RNA helicase activity; ATP binding; hydrolase activity, acting on acid anhydrides. The record is from RefSeq and is a predicted model, not a curated record. Gene Ontology annotation, biological process: mitochondrial RNA 3'-end processing; RNA catabolic process. Bases 190 to 2538 code for a protein of 782 amino acids. Lineage: Eukaryota; Viridiplantae; Streptophyta; Magnoliopsida; Brassicales; Brassicaceae.